This is a messenger RNA of Staurois parvus, 660 nucleotides long. The record is from the annotation of a GenBank genome assembly. NCBI's taxonomy places the organism in Eukaryota, Metazoa, Chordata, Amphibia, Anura, Ranidae.
AUGAAACUUGAUGAAGAUGUUAAGAUGAUCAGUGCAGAAGCUCCAGUUCUUUUUGCCAAAGCUGCUCAGAUUUUUAUAACAGAGUUGACGCUGCGUGCCUGGAUUCACACAGAGGAUAACAAAAGAAGAACGUUGCAGAGGAAUGAUAUAGCCAUGGCGAUCACCAAGUUUGACCAGUUUGAUUUCCUCAUUGACAUUGUUCCUCGUGAUGAGUUAAAGCCUCCAAAACGUCAGGAAGAAGUCCGGCAGACAGUCACACCAGCAGAACCCGUCCAGUACUACUUUACUUUGGCCCAACAACCAGCAGCUGUGCAAGUACAAGGACAAACAACUGGUCAACAGAAUUCAUCCUCUACAACUACCCUGCAGCCUGGGCAGAUUAUAAUUGCUCAGCCUCAACAAGGACAGAGUACGCCAGUAACAAUGCAAGUUGGAGAAGGGCAGCAGGUCCAGAUUGUCCAGGCCCAACCACAAGGGCAGGCACAGCAGGGACAGAGCGCAACAGGACAAACUAUGCAGGUUAUGCAGCAAAUAAUCACCAACACAGGAGAGAAAUCCAGCAGAUUCCAGUUCAGCUUAACACAGGGCAGUUGCAGUACAUACGUCUUGCGCAGCCUGUAUCUGGGACACAGGUGGUGCAGGGGCAGAUCCAGACCUUAG